AUGUCGACAACAUGUCUGACUUGCAAAAGACUGCAUCUCAAAUGCGCGUGGGCCUCAGAUGACGCCGCUCCCGCUGGCUUGCUGACCUCUCGGGCCGACCACUCAUGUAUUCGAUGCAAAGCAACUGGCAAGAAUUGCAUCCCGGCCCCCGCUAUUCGGUUCAAGCAUUCUACCGAGGCGCCCAGGGCUUCCGAUUGUACGUGGGUUCGUUACCCGCGGCGUUUCCACUUUGUCGAUGAGACACAGGAACUAGAAGCGUUGUAUUGGACCGAUGAUGGAAGCCCGCCUUAUGCGAGAUAUUCCAAUCAACCAUCCCCAGAACUGCACGCUCAUAGACCAGACCCUGCUGCGGACUCUGAGAACCAUCCAGCACAUCAACCUAUACAAGAGCCACGACGAGCCUUGACAAUAAGCCCUCACAGCCGUCCAAUCUCAACUCCAGCAACAAGCUGGAAAGAAGUACCGACACCAAUAUCUCUGGCUCCAACUUACAUUCCAAUACCGCCGGGCUCAGUACUCGGCUUAGCCAAUUAUGGACAUCACGGGGAUGCCGUCUUUCCAUUUACCCAGCCUCACGAGGUGCGGUUGAUGAAAUACUACUUGGAAUACAUGUGUACUUGGUUUGAUCUUUGUGAUGCCCGCCGCCAUUUCGCCAUCGUCGUCCCCCAAAGGGCAAUAACCUGCCCGACCCUACUCAACGCAAUAUUCGCACUCUCAUCGCGCCAUCUCAGCUUAAACGGCCAAUACGAUCCGUAUGCCUCGGACCGCUACCACCAAGAAUGCCUCAAACAUCUGACCACAAUCUCCAAUGACUCCUCCGCCCUGACGAAUGACGACCUCCUCGCUGCUACGAUUCUCCUCCGCACACUGGAAGAACUUGACGUGCCCAUUUUAGGCACUGACCACGAAGGCCACCUCCUGGGUAUCCAGCUCUUCAUGAACAACCAGAACACUGCCUCAACACCGCCGAGCCCCUUGAGACAGGCUUCGUUCUGGGUGGGCUUGAGACAGGAGAUCACGAUGGCGUUCGCUACGCAGAGGCCGAUCAAGGUGAAGCUGGACCUCUUGUUCAUCGACCGUUCAUUCUCGCCUUCGGACGAUGAUUGUUGGGCGAACAGGAUUGUGGUACACUGCGCCGAAGUGGUGCAGUUUUGCUUCGGAGAGGUUGAGAAUCGCAGCAGGGAGUACCAGAGACUAGUUGAGUAUGACCGCAACUGGCUGAGAGCAAGGCCGGUGUCCUGGCUGCCUAUUGCGUACAGCGAGCCGGAUCCUUCAGCGAAUGAGGUGUUUCCCCAAAUACUUUACAUCAACCAUGCCGUCGUAUUAGUGAUAGGCAAUGUACACGGAGCUCUUGCGCGGGCACUACUAAUGUGUCACGACGAGAGCAUCCCGCGGAUAGGCCCUGCUCGAAAGCUAGCCAGGCAAAAGCUAGACAACGAUAUCAGGAUGCAAAUCAGGGAGUUAUGCGGCACGGCUCUGUCAAACAGGGACACUAUCCCAGCCAUGUUCACAGCUAGCAUGGGCGUGACCGCCUGCGGAGACAGAUUCACAGACCGCGCGGAGCAAAAGGCUCUGUUGGACAUCUUGGUGAAGACGGACGUAGAACACAUGUGGCCGACGGGCUCUGCGCUGUCCCAUCUGAAGAGGGCAUGGGGUUGGGGAGACGACUGCUGA
Colletotrichum truncatum is the source of this 1674-nucleotide messenger RNA. The record is from RefSeq and is a predicted model, not a curated record. Lineage: Eukaryota; Fungi; Ascomycota; Sordariomycetes; Glomerellales; Glomerellaceae.